AUGUCCAAAAAGGCACAAAAAACUUUGUUCAAUGAUCAAGAUGCUGCAAUGGCUAAAGCCAUACCCAUCGUUAUGCUUGGCACAAGUCACCGAUUAUGUACUUGGCAUUUGAUGCAAAAUGCAUUAAAACAUGUUAUUUGUAUGUUCCAAGAUAAGAGGGUAAAGGGUGUACUAAAUAAAUUCUUCUUUGACAUUGAAGAUGCAAAUCAAUGGAAGUUAGAGUGGGCAGAAAUGCUUGAUAAAUAUGAUGCGCAUGAAAACCGUUGGUUGAAAUUGACUUUUGCGGUGAAAGCAAAAUGGGGCUGGCCAUAUGUUAGAUCAACAUGUGCUACGAGAAUGAGUACUACACAACUUAGUGAAUCUUUUAAUGCUUUUUUGAAAGAUUACAUUCGUUUUGAUUUUAACUUAAAUGAAUUCUUCAUGCAUUUCAAUAAGGUACUUUACGAGAAGCGAUACAAGGAGUUAGAAGCAGGAUAUGCUUUGUGCCAAAGGUUGUCAAAAGUGAAAACAACAAUAAGAAUGUUAAUUCAAAUGGGUAAUGUGUACACAAAAAAGAUUUUUGAGGAAUUUCAAAAUGAGUACUUUCGAUCCAUUGAAUCAGACAUAGAAUCAAUUGAAUAUGGUGAGGCUAGUACCAUUUACACAGUUGUUGAUGUUGGUAACAAACAUACAAGGAAAGUGAAAAUGGAGAGGGAUGGCUCUUUGGGUUAUAAUUGUACAAAGUUUGAAAUGAAGGGAAUCUUGUGUUGUCACUCAUUAAAGGUUAUUAGAGACAUAUUGAAGAUGAAAGAGGUUUCUCCACAAUAUAUUCUAAGGAGGUGGACCAAACAAACAAGAGCCGAAACUGUGAAGGACAUUAAGGGGAAUGACAUUCAAGUAGAUAUGAAAUUCCAACAAGUCUCGCGGUAUAAGACAUUGAUGAUCGCAUUUAGAGCACUAGCAAGUAAAGUUGUUGAAAUUGAAGAAACUUAUGAUUUUUGUAUUGCACACCUUGCUACAUUAUGUGCAAAUGUUGAACGCAAGUUAAGUGCUUAUUUUGGUGUUAGAAAUGAAGCGAACAAUUUGCAGGAGAUGUAUGUAGUGCCAAAUUCUUUGCCAAAUUCAAUGCCUCAAUGGUAUUCUGCUCAACCAACAUUCCAGUCACUACUUCAAGGUUCAUGUGGAUAUGACAUUGUGUUUCGAUAUUCUCAAGAAUCAAAUAGUCCAAUGUAUAGUCAGGCUACUGACAAGCAGAAACAAAAGCAAACUGAUGCUGAAAUUGGCCUGGAAAGUGAAGUCAUAGCAGCUAUAAUUGUGAAGCAAACUGCUGCUGGAAAGUGA
This is a messenger RNA of Camellia sinensis, 1320 nucleotides long. RefSeq names its product protein FAR1-RELATED SEQUENCE 5-like. Lineage: Eukaryota; Viridiplantae; Streptophyta; Magnoliopsida; Ericales; Theaceae. Gene Ontology annotation, biological process: regulation of DNA-templated transcription. The record is from RefSeq and is a predicted model, not a curated record.